Mauremys reevesii (Reeves's turtle) is the source of this 3204-nucleotide messenger RNA. It is a transcript of the gene DELE1, whose product is annotated as DAP3 binding cell death enhancer 1. Gene Ontology annotation, molecular function: protein binding. The record is from RefSeq and is a predicted model, not a curated record. Lineage: Eukaryota; Metazoa; Chordata; Testudines; Geoemydidae. The transcript has 13 exons. Bases 61 to 1926 code for a protein of 621 amino acids.
GCCUAGAUACUGCCUCUCUAUGGUCGGAUUGGCACCGUCUAGCCUUUCCAUAGCCUCACUAUGGUAUAUGGUCCCUCUAGUCUACUAUUUAUGGUUUCGGGGGUGUUCUAUCUGUCAUGCACCCUCUCUGGUGUGUCCCAUCUAGCCUUCACACUGCCUCUCUAUGGGCUCGUUUGCCUCCCUCUAGGCCUCACUUUCCUUCUCCAUGGUUUCUGCGGGGCCCCUCUACCCCUGACGUUUCCUCUCUGUGGUCUCUCGCGUGGUGCCGUCUGGGAGCCGGGACGCGGGAGCGAGAUGUGGCGGCUGCCAGGGCUGCUGAGCCGAGCCCUUCAUCGCCUCCAUGUGCUGAAUGCUUCAAGCUCUAUCCAUGGGAUCCCAACCCUCCCCACCAAUGAGGAGUUCCGGAACGCCACCUCAGCAAUCAGUGUUGGACAGACUCCAUCUGAACAGAGUUAUUUUCUCUCACCCGGCUGGCAGAGCAGAUGGGGUCGAGAUGGCUGGGAGCAAGGGAAUGCGCAGAGACCCUUCUUGAACUUGCAGCCUCACUACACAGUCCUCGAUGCCUUCACCUGGGGUGCACUAGCUGUGCUUGUUCUGCAGUUGGCCAGGCAGAUCCCAUGGCUGAGCCCCGUGCCAGGGGCAGGAAGAGAGGACGGGCAUCCCCGAGUGGGCGGGUUCCUCUCUUCUCUGCUGCCUCAUCAGCACUCAGUGCCAGCUGCAGGCUCAUCCAGUUGCCACAGUAACCAGAAGGUGCCCUGCUUCCUGCUGGAAGGGAUUCCAGAUGCUGCACCAGAGAAUCCAUCCUCUGGCAUCCCCUCAGGGCAAGGAAAGCACCAGCUCUGCCCAGAAACAGAGGAGCAUUCAUUCCCUGAGAGCUGCAGCACCAGCCUGGGGCCAGCCCACUGCAGUGUACAGGGGCUGUCAUUUUCCACUCUACAGGGGAAGCCAGCACAGCAGGAACGCCUGGAGGAAGCAGCUACCCAGCUGCAGCAGGUGUUCCGGGUCAGCGUUUCCAUUGCGCUCAAUAUCCUUGGGAUUGAGAAAGUGAGUGAUGGCCACUACAGGGCAGCCUAUUCCUGCUUCAGGCUGGCAGCAGAUCGGGGCUACAGCAAAGCCCAGUUUAACGUGGGCCUGUGUUAUGAGCAUGGCAGAGGCACGGAGAAAGACCUGGCAAAGGCAGCUCUCUAUUACCAUCGUGCAGCCAGCAAUGGGCACCUCAUGGCCCAGUACCGCUAUGCCAGGUUCCUUUUACGCCAUGGGCUCAAAGCUGAAAGGGCUGACAUGCAGAAGGCUGUGACUCUGCUAGAGCAGGCAGCAGCAGCAGGGCUAGUGGAGAGACCCAGGUUUAUCCUCUCGGGACAACCUCUUCCCCUUCCAUGGGCUGUGCAGCAGGGAGGAUGUUCUUCCCUCCAGUCUGCUGGUGAACAUCUUGCCUGUGGCACUGGAGACCAUGGUUUGACACCCCACAGGGAUGAUUUGUGCUGUGUGGUUUUGCUGCAGGCACAGGCCUACCUUGGGGUGCUCUACAUGAAGGGGCUGCAGUCUGCAAAGCAGAGGGCUCUGAAAUACCUGUGGCUGGCGGCCAAGAAUGGGGAUUCCCAAAGCAGGUAUCAUGUUGGUGUUUGCUAUGAGAAGGGCCUUGGAGUACAACAGAACUUCACAGAAGCAAUGGAGCAUUACCAGCACUCGGCUGCUGCAGGAAACAGACAUGCUCAGGAGAGAGUGCAAGUUGUUGAGCAGGAGAUGGCAGUCGCAGAGAGCAGCCAUCCAGCUCCUUCUGGAAUGAGAGCGUUCUCCUCCAGCCCCUGCCUCUGGGUCCUGGAGCAACUAGCAGAGCAGCGCCAGGCCCCUCCAAUGGGAUGUCGUGCUUUACCCCUGCCCCACGCCUGGAGCACAGGCAGUCUGGCGGGGGCUGACGUCAGCUGACUGAGAUGGAAUCCAGCCCCAGAACACACGGCAAGUCUAUCGGAUUCUUCCUGCCUGGAGCCACAGCCAGUGCCCUAUUCUCAGGGGAUAGCACUUGGCUAGUAGGUACAAAUGGAAUCAAUCCCUUCCUGUGGAAAUCAUGCCCAAGAGGAGCAGUAUCGUCCUCCCGUAACUCCACCAGCCCUUGGGGAGAGGCAGCAGUGUGGAGGGGGCGGGGUGAUGGCGUAUGGGGGUAGGCGAUGGUGUUUGGAGAGGAGGGGGCAGUGCAAGUUCUCUAAUGGAACAGGAAUGAUACAGGUGCUUCCAGAGCAGUCUCCCUGUGCCCUAUUGAUACUACUCUGCACUACCUGGCCUAAUUUCACACUGCCCCAGCCAACCCCGGGCCCCAGCUCCUCCACUCUGCCUUGGCCCAGGGGCCUAACCAUAUGCAUUCACACAGCCCAACCCAGCUCAGCCCCCAUGCUUUGUGAACUGGACCAGCGCCUCACUGUCUCUGCUGGCCUGAAGGCCUUGCUGGAGGCUCUUCCUCUGAACACCAAUGCUCUGCUCCACGUAGGAGCUGCACUUGGCUCUUUGGUCCAUCCCCUACCUGUACUGUCUGGCACCAUGUCAUGACUUGCCACCAGGGCUGCAGGUCACAUAGUGGCUCUGCACACACAAGUUGCAGCAGUUUAAUUAAAUCAGUUAAAAGCUGAUUAAGUCAAACAGAUGCUUAUCUCUGCCUGCACCUGGACAUGUACCCGCACAAGCUAAAACCGAUACAAGCAGGGUUUAAUCUGUGUUAAGAGUAUCUACACACAAAUUGCACUGUUUUAAUUCAGUAGCAAAUUCUCCCUGUAGUCAAACUGGUGCAUCUGUGCGUGUAGACCUGGCCUCACAACAGCAGCUGUCCCCUGGCACCUGUUCUCAAUUCCAGCCUCCAUUCUGCAACUGUAGGGUAUAGGCUCCCCCUCUGUUCCCAGAGCCUGUGGCCUUGCAUUCAAGGCCACUCAGUUUACUUGCUCUUCCUUUGUGAGGCAGGAUGCAACUGGCAGGAAAUCCCUCCAACGGAUUUCCCUACUCUCAUAAUAACCAGGGCUGCUCCUGAGCAUCAUCUCCCUGCUGUGGGCGGGGGGAGGAAGCGGGAGCUGCACCCACCCCCUUCCUUUGUUAUAGAACUCACCGUGCAGCGGGGAGGAAUGAAGCAUAGCAAGGCUAAGCUAGGGGAAUGGAAUUAAUCCCCUCUUUAAUUCACUAGUUUAUUGUCGUCUACAAAUAAAUCCAGUGGCUACAUGCAAA